Molecule: messenger RNA, 2322 nt
Organism: Schizosaccharomyces japonicus yFS275
Lineage: Eukaryota; Fungi; Ascomycota; Schizosaccharomycetes; Schizosaccharomycetales; Schizosaccharomycetaceae
Product: transcription factor TFIIH complex subunit Rad15
Exons: 1
Coding region: 1-2322 (773 amino acids)
Biological process (GO): positive regulation of mitotic recombination; nucleotide-excision repair; regulation of mitotic recombination
Cellular component (GO): nucleotide-excision repair factor 3 complex; nucleus; transcription factor TFIIH holo complex
Molecular function (GO): hydrolase activity, acting on acid anhydrides, in phosphorus-containing anhydrides; ATP binding; helicase activity
Source: RefSeq, a predicted model, not a curated record
AUGAAAUUCUAUAUCGAUGAUUUGCCUGUUAUUUUCCCGUAUCCUCGUAUAUACCCCGAGCAGUACCAGUAUAUGUGCGACCUGAAAAAGUCCCUGGACGUAGGAGGAGUUGCGCUGCUGGAGAUGCCUUCCGGCACGGGAAAGACUAUUUCGCUGCUGUCUCUUAUUAUCUCGUACCAGCAGUUUUAUCCCGAACAACGCAAGCUCAUCUACUGUUCCCGUACCAUGUCCGAGAUUGACAAGGCGUUGGCCGAGUUGAAGCGACUGAUGGCGUACCGGGAGAAGGAACUCGGACGGCGAGAACCGUUUUUGGGUCUGGGUUUGACGAGUCGUAAAAACCUGUGCCUGCACCCCUCCGUACGACGGGAGAAGAACGGAAACGUUGUCGAUGCCAGAUGCCGUGCGCUGACCGCGGGCUUUGUAAAGGAGAAAAAACUUGCCGGCAUGGAUGUCGAGUUGUGCGACUUCCACGAGAAUUUAGAAGACCUGGAGCCACACGCUUUGGUGCCAGAGGGUGUGUGGACGUUGGAUGAUUUGACAGAGUACGGCCAGAAAACCACUAGAUGCCCCUACUUUAGUGCUCGCCGGAUGCUGCCGUUCUGCAAUGUCAUCAUUUAUUCCUAUCACUACUUACUUGAUCCCAAAAUUGCAGAGCGCGUCUCGCGCGAGCUGAGCAAGGACUGCAUUGUGGUUUUCGACGAAGCUCACAACAUCGACAACGUGUGUAUCGAGUCACUUAGUAUCGAUCUCACCGAAUCGUCUUUGCGGAAGGCGUCGCGGGGCAUUACUGCGCUGGAACGAAAAGUCGCAGAAGUGAAGCAGGUCGACGCGGGAAAGUUGCAGGAUGAAUAUCGCAAGUUGGUCCAAGGUCUGCGGGAGGCGGAUGAAGCUUCGCAGGAGCAACAGUUCAUGUCUAAUCCAGUGCUCCCUGAGGAUGUGCUGAAAGAGGCUGUCCCGGGCAACAUUCGGCGUGCCGAACAUUUUAUUGCGUUUUUGAAAAGAUUCAUCGAAUACCUGAAAACAAGAAUGAAAGUACUUUACGUGAUUGCAGAAACUCCCGCCUCGUUUCUGCAGCACAUGAAAGACCUGACGUUUAUCGAGCGCAAACCACUUCGUUUUUGUGCUGAACGCCUCACAAGUCUUGUGCGUACACUCGAAUUGCCUAUCGUGGACGACUUUCACUCGCUGCAGCAAAUCGCAACAUUCGCUACGCUUGUAGCCACAUACGAACGCGGAUUCGUCCUCAUUCUCGAACCGUACGAGACCGAAAAUGCCACCGUCCCCAAUCCUGUGCUCCACUUUGCAUGUCUCGAUGCGUCCAUCGCCAUCAAACCCGUGUUUGACAAAUUCCGCUCUGUGAUCAUUACCAGUGGUACGCUCUCUCCUCUGAACAUGUAUCCGAAAAUGCUGCAGUUCGAGACAGUGAUGAUGGAGUCGUAUGGAAUGUCUCUCGCUCGCAACUCUUUCUUGCCCAUGGUCAUUACUCGAGGAAGCGACCAGGUCGCCAUAUCCUCCAAAUUCGAGGCACGUAACGACCCCAGUAUCGUUCGUAACUACGGUAACAUACUCAUUGAGUUCUCUAAAACUACGCCUGACGGACUGGUCGCUUUCUUUCCUAGUUAUCUGUAUCUGGAAAGUAUUGUUUCUAGUUGGCAAUCUAUGGGCAUUCUUGACGAAGUUUGGAAGUACAAGCUGAUUCUCGUGGAGACCCCCGACGCCCAGGAAACAACGCUGGCUCUGGAAACGUACAGGGCCGCAUGUUGCAAUGGCCGCGGUGCUGUACUGUUGUCUGUCGCACGAGGCAAAGUUUCCGAGGGAGUCGAUUUUGAUCAUCAGUAUGGACGAACUGUCAUCAUGUUCGGCAUCCCCUACCAGUACACCGAAAGUCGUAUCUUGAAAGCUCGUCUGGAGUUUUUGCGUGACACAUACCAGAUUCGCGAAAACGACUUUCUCACGUUCGACGCCAUGCGUCACGCAGCACAGUGUUUGGGUCGAGUAUUGCGUGGAAAAGACGACAGCGGAAUCAUGGUGUUGGCGGAUAAAAGAUACGGUCGUUCUGACAAACGGUCUAAGCUGCCUAAGUGGAUUCAGCAGUACACAUCAGAGGGGGCUGCGAAUCUCAGCACGGAUAUGGCUGUUGCGCUAGCGAAGAAGUUUUUGCGCACAAUGGCUCAGCCCUUCUCUCUCGAAGAUCAAGAGGGCAUUUCGUGGUGGACUGUGGAGGAACUCAAAGCCCAUCAAAAGUCAAGCCUAAUUGCAGCAAAGUCGAAGGACGAUAGCAUGGACUUUGAUAUCGAAGAAGACGCUAAAAUGACCCCUUGA